This is a messenger RNA of Branchiostoma floridae (Florida lancelet), 3569 nucleotides long. RefSeq names its product PH-interacting protein-like. Gene Ontology annotation, cellular component: nucleus. NCBI's taxonomy places the organism in Eukaryota, Metazoa, Chordata, Leptocardii, Amphioxiformes, Branchiostomatidae. Gene Ontology annotation, biological process: regulation of cell shape; regulation of transcription by RNA polymerase II; cytoskeleton organization. The record is from RefSeq and is a predicted model, not a curated record. Gene Ontology annotation, molecular function: protein binding.
ACGACUGGAAGGCGAUGUGGUACAGUCCGAAGGAGUCGGAGUGGAGCUCGGAGGGAAGGGAACCCGACUGUCACAGAAUCAUCGCUUGUAUAGAAGAAGUCAUGAGCCUAGCCCCUGCGGAAGCCUUCAACGCGCCGGUGGACCUGAACUGUUACCCCAUGUACUGUAUGGUGGUGGAAUAUCCCACGGACCUAACCACUAUCAAGACCAGGCUAGAAAAUAGGUGGUACAGGAGACUAGCGGCCCUGCACUGGGAGGUGCGGAGAAUAGAGCAGAACGCGGAGAAGUUUAACGAGAGUGACAGCCAGAUCGUCCGCUCCGCUCGCCUCAUCACGAAAAUCCUACAAGAGGUCAUCAAGGACGGCUCGUGUACGGACGCCAUCGCAGUGUUCAACAGGUUUGCUGGUGAGCAGGACGAGGUCGACGUGGAAGGAGACGCAGAGGAGGAUGAUGAUGAGGAGGAGCAAAGUGAGAACAAGAAAAAGAAACAGAGCUCCAGUAAGUCGAGACCCCGCCCACAGACGCAGGAGCCGCCCGAUCCCCACAUGUGGAAGCGUCAGUGCCGGGAACUGCUGAAUAUCAUGUUCCAGAUGGAGGAUUCCGAGCCGUUCCGGAAUCCUGUCGACCCCCUGGAAUAUCCGGACUACCGAAACAUCAUCGACACGCCGAUGGACCUGGGCACGGUGCGGGAGCAGCUGAUGGUUGGAGCGUACGAGAACCCCACGGAGCUCAGCAAGGACGUCAGGCUCAUCUUCAACAACUCCAAGACGUACACCCCCAACAAGAAGUCUCGGAUCUACAGCAUGACCUUGAGACUCUCAGCGUUCUUCGAGGAGAACAUCCGGCAGAUCGUUGCGGAGUGGCGGAGCGCGAAGAAACACGUGGAGCGGCUGGCCCAGAACAGGUACUAUAGGAAGAGUCAGGAGCCAGGGAGAAAGGCAGCGAGAAUGCGACGGGAGUCGGGCGCCUCCAGCACUUCCUCAAGAAGAGACAGAAAAACGGGCAUCAAAACGGAGGCCGGCCCAUCUACCUCAACCCAAAGGAUGGAGACAGAGGAUGAAGAUGAUGAUGAUGAUGAAGAAGAGGAGGAAGAUCAGGAGGAAGAGAAAAAUAAGAAGGCUGGUCCUUCUUCUUCUGCACAAGCAGUGCAGCCAAGGAGAACGGGGAAGGUGAUGAAGGGAGAGGAUGAGAGUGAGGAAGAGGAAGAUGAAGAAGAAGAGAACAAACCAGUGAAUUCCAGGCCGUCCAGAUCCAGCCAAAGAAAUGCUACCUCAGGGACAUCCAAAGUGCGGAUAAAGUUACCGUCGUCAGAACAGAGCGAGGAGGAAGACAGUGAUGAAAAGGAGCAGAGUGAGGAGGAGGAGGAGACGAGACCGUCCAGAACAACUCGGAGCACCAGGAGCUCUGCACUCAGAGAUUCAAGUUCAGAAACGAGGCCGCCGGUUGCCAACGGCCACACCAAGGAGUACAAGACCCGUGCGAAGGCGCGUUCCCAGCAGUUGUCGUCGGACAAGGACAGUGACAGCAGCAGUGGCAGUAGUAGUAGCAGUAGCGGGUCCAGCAGUAGCGAUAGUAGCUCUUCCGGCAGCGAUGACUCGAGCUCUUCUUCUUCAGACAGUUCCGACUCGGAAAGCGAUGAUGAGAAAACCAGCCGGAAACGGAAGACGCAAAACUCGUCGAGUAAUAAGAAGAGGAAGGCAAGCUCACACAGUAACGUGAACGGAAAGUCGCGGAGUUCGAAGAGGAGGAAAGUCGCGGCGUAUGAACAUGACUCGGAUUACGAUGACGACGGCGACAGGCCGUACAACACGAGAACUAGUAACCGAGGCACGCGGUUUUACCACGACCAUUCUGAUGUGGACUCGGACACAGACGCUGUUUCGAGAAGUAUCUCUCGCAGCGGGAGAGUCAGAAAGCUCACUCCUCGUGCGAGGGCAAACCUCGUCGGGUUCUAGAGAGCGGAAUCAGACUCGGCGCUUUUACAUGAAAGGUUGAACUUCGGUACAUUUCAGGCCUUCAACUCACAUCUGCAGAGCUGCUGCUACAAUAGUCUGAGGCACAUCGGUAGUUUUUUGACUGCCAUAAGUUCUCAAACGUACAAUCUUUGUUACUGAACUAGAUGUAGAGUUUUUUUACCACUCAGAGAACCAACCAGCUCUGUUGAUGAAGGUUAGACAUCCAGGUAAUUUAGAUAUGCUAAAUAGCAGUUACUCCAGCAACUGGAUAUGGUUUUGGAAUCUUCUCUAAGACCAUAUUCAGUUACUUGAGUAAGUGCUAUUUGGCGUAACCAACGUCUGACAAAAGCACUACCAGUUUGGUGCAUGGAUGCACCCAAUAGCAGGAAAAAGAUUAAGUCUCUUUUUGUAAUAUUCUCAAGAUUUUUGCAACAGAGCUAUUGGUAUCGUUUUAACCCUCCUCCCAGUGACUUAUGUUGUAGACAGUACAAAUCUGAUGCUCAAAUGCAUCCUUAGGGGAUGAGGGUUAAAUGUUUAGCUGAUUGACCAACGAACAAUGCUGACGUUGCCUUGUCUGUGUUGACAUAUCUGGCUACUUGAACUACCUCACAUUUGUACAAAGAGUUUGUAACGACACGAAUAGGAGUCUGACGUUUUUAACGAGAAUUUUGUACCAUUCUUAAACACAGUGCACUCUUUUUGCAACUAGGAAUAUUUUAGGUAAUGUUUAAACCAGGAGAAAACAGAGUUUGUAGUUACUACAUUUGUAUUAGCAUAUUACAGGGUUCCUACACAUAUGGAAAGUCUCUGAAGUUUUACCAAAAUUUGGAAUUUCUGACAGAUUUUCGAAGCAACUGUCUUAACUAUUUCACAGAAGUGUAGACAUCAACACAUGUACAUCAACCAUGAUAAAGAGUAUGCUCUUCCAAAUGAUCAAUGAAACUUAACAAACUGAAAUAAAAAGCCGCCAGGAAAAAAUUGACAUACUGCUUUUCAGUGAAAAGCACCAUCAACUGCAAUGACCUUGGUAUGACCUUUACAAGGUCAUGGAAUUCCAAGGUCACGAAAUUACACUUGACCAUGUGUAGGGGCCCUGACUGGAUGCUAGGACGUCUUUAAUAGUGUCAUGUCUUGUAAUUGUUGUGGUCUUGCAUUUGUACUGAAGUUUUGGAAGGGAGGGGGGUGCUAGGGUUGAUGAACACAGCCAUUAAGCGGUAAGGUCGCUUUGUUUAUGCUCCAGAGGAGUUGUAGAGUUGUCAGAUUUCCCGCCAAUUUGUUGCAGAAGCGAUAUGUUGUAUGUAUGCUGUACAUCCCCUACCAAUCAGUCUGUGGUACUGAACCGUUGAUUCAAGUGCAAUGUUGGGUUCUUACGUCACACAAUCAGUGUCCGUUAUCAGGGUCUUUGGUUAGUUACGCGUACAUCGAAAGUAACUGAGAUGUUGUUCCACAGUUGUAAUAUUUAGUGUUUCAUUGCUGGUUUUCUAAUUUUGUACUGAUUUCUGUUUUGUGCCGUAGAAUCAUCACAAAUCGGUACCAAUCAAAACUUAGCACAAAUUCAGCAAAGUAUCAGCUUCACCUCCAGCCUUGUAAGAAUUAGUCUGCCUAACAGUGAAU